Ctenopharyngodon idella (grass carp) is the source of this 4777-nucleotide messenger RNA. RefSeq names its product leucine-rich repeat LGI family, member 2b (gene lgi2b). Bases 2209 to 3846 code for a protein of 545 amino acids. Lineage: Eukaryota; Metazoa; Chordata; Actinopteri; Cypriniformes; Xenocyprididae. The transcript has 8 exons. Gene Ontology annotation, biological process: inhibitory synapse assembly. Gene Ontology annotation, molecular function: protein binding. The record is from RefSeq and is a predicted model, not a curated record.
GCUGCUAUGCAAGUAUUCACUACUGCAUGCAAUGUAUAAUACAAUAUGCAUUAAACAACACAAUGUCCAAUCUACAUUAAAAAAGGUUUGUUAAAAUAGUAGAAUAUGGUUAUUUUAAGGUGGUUUAUUGGGCACUCUGACAGCUGUCAGAUGUUCUUUAUUGAUGGAUGUUUUAGCUGUUGAUGAUAUCAGGCUUCUGUCUGAGGGGAGCUGCUGUAAUGUGCUGAGUUAGAUGGAUCCAUGGUAAUCUUUUUAUGCGUAUUGGUGUGUUAGAUGUGCUAGGGGGAGAUCUGUAGCUACGAUAUUUGAAGCUUUAGAGACAAUGUGUUAACUAUAAUAUCUUUGCUAUACUAAUAGGCAAUGAUCACCAGUUUAAAAAGGUUCUGACUGGUUUCCGAAUUUCCUUAAUUGUCUGACGAAGUUGAGUUUUUAAUGAGGUGGUCUGUAUUGAUUUGUCUACAAAAAUAUCUAGGAAUUUGCAGUCUGUUACAGUAAUUUGUUGGACAUUGAUGCAUUGGGAGUUUGGUCUGCAGGUAAAGCAGCUGAGAACCACUAAUGUAUAGGCUACUUCAUAGUAAGUGCCAGAUUGCAGCAGUCUUCUUUCAUCUAUUUAAGCACCUCCCCUAGUCACGUAUAGACAGAAAGCACUUAGAUGCUGAAAUCAGAUCUGCUUCUAAAUGAUUCAUGGUAUGCAUACUGUGGAGUCCAUUAUUUGCUGUCAUAUUGAAGUUACUGGUUGCCAGAGAAAUUGUUGUAACUUGUGUUAUGCAUCAUCUAGUUUAAUCUGUAGGGAAAUAAAGGACACAAAUACAGCUUUAGCUCAUCUUAAUGUAAAGUAAUGACCAAUGUCAGUGAAGCUUGAUAGGCCUACUUGUGUCUAACGCAAGACACAGAAGCCAUUCAUUCAAAGAAUUGCUGCGUCAUUACCACAUACACUAUAUUGCCAAAAGUAUUGGGACACCCCUCCAAAUCAUUGAGUUCAGGUGUUCCAAUCGCUUCCAUGGUCACAGGUGUAUAAAAUGAAGCACCUAGGCAUACAGACUGCUUCUACAAACAUUUGUGAAAGAAUGGGUCACUCUCAGGAGCUCAGUGAAUUCAAGCGUGGUACCGUGAUAGGUUGCCACCUGUGCAAUAAGUCCAUUUGUGAAAUUUCCUUACUACUAAAUAUUCCACGGUCAACUGUUAGUGGUAUCAUAACAAAGUGGAAGCAAUUGGGAACAACAGCAACUCAACCACGAAGUGGUAGGCCAUGUAAAAUCGCAUGCUGAGGCGCACAGUGCACAGAAGUCGCCAACUUUCUGCAGUCAAUAGCUACAGACCUCCAAACUUCAUGUGUCCUUGAGAUUAGCUCAAGAACAGUGCGUAGAGAGCUUCAUGGAAUGGGUUUCCAUGGCCGAGCAGCUGCAUCCAAGCCUUACAUCACCAAGUGUAAUGCAAAGCGUCGGAUGCAGUGGUGUAAAGCACGCCGCCACUGGACUCUAGAGCAGGAACUUGACUGGCCUGCAGUCCUGACCUCAAUCCGAUAGAACAACUUUUGGGAUGAAUUAGAGCGGAGACUAUGAGCCAGGCCUUCUCGCCAACAUCACUGCCUGACCUCACAAAUGUGCUUCUAGAAGAAUAGUCAAAAAUUCCCAUAAACACACCCCUAAACCUUGUGGAAAGCCUUUCCAGAAGAGUUGAGGCUGUUAUAGCUGCAAAGGGUGGGCCAACUCCAUAUUAAACCCUAUGGAUUAAGAAUGGGAUGUCAUUAAAGUUCAUGUGCAUGUAAAGGCAGGCGUCCCAAAACUUUUGGCAAUAUAAUGUAUUUCACUUUACCCACAUGUUUUCAUUGCCGAGAUAAUCUGUGCGUUUUCAAGCUUGCUUUACAUGCAGAUGAAGCACAAUAUUGCUGAUAUGGCAUUUAACUUAUACAAGUUAAUAGGCUGUAGCAAAACAGGAAGAGGUGUGAUAAAAAACAAAAGAUUGCAGUAAUUAGCACAUUUUUUAAAAUCAUCUUAAUGCAAGGACAAACAGUGGUAUGAUCUGACGGUUACAUGCUACUUUUAGUUGUUUUAUUGGACUCUUGAGGCCUCCUCUAAUGGGACAGUCCAAGCUAAAGCACUGACUGGCUGCAUCAGAGCUGCUGAUUCUGAAGUCAGUCCUUCAUGCAGCAUUUCACUGUGCUGUGCGGGACAGAGGAGCGUUUGGAUUUCGACUCUGCUAACAGCCAUGCAUCUUACAAACGAUAAAUUUUCUUCCAUCCGAAAGUGUCUUUUGGUAACUUUACUAUUCAUUUGUUCAUUUCAACUGUCACGAUCAAAGCGAAUAUUCAAAUGUCCUUCAGGAUGCACUUGCACGACAGAUUCAAUCAUUUGUGUCGGUUCGUCUCUCAUCCCGCGGACUAUACCGAGUGACAUCAACUCUCUGAGUAUUGUUAAUUGCAGUUUCCCAGAAAUCAAGGAAGCUAUGUUCUCGCUCAUGCCCUCACUGCAGUUAAUUCUCCUUAGUUCUAAUUCAUUUUCUGAAAUAAAGGAGGAUGCAUUCUCAGGGCUUCCUCAUCUUGAGUAUUUAUUUAUUGAGGGCAACAAAAUUGAAGAGAUAAACAAAUAUGCCUUCAGAGGACUUCGGGAUGUUACACAUCUAUCAUUAGCAAACAACAAUAUAAAAACAUUGCCCAGAGGUCUUUUUUCUGAUCUGCGCUCUUUGAUUGAACUAGACCUGCGAGGGAACAUGUUCCAGUGUGACUGUGAAUCCAUGUGGUUGAUGCUGUGGUUGAAACGAUCCAAUGCCACAAUCACAGAUGUUUACUGUGCCAGUCCAUCUGGCAUGAAGGGUGUCUUAUUAAAGGAUGUCCCAGAAAAACACAGCAAGUGUGUCUCCACAGAAUUUGUUCAGCAUCAGAUAGUGAAUACUCAAUCCAUGUCAGCAGACAUCUUCUCUCACAAAGAUGAUAUAUAUGUUGCUAUAGCAGUUCCAAAUUCAGACAGCUGCAUGAUCAUGGAAUGGGAUCACAUUGAGACACAAUUCAGGCCGUUUGAUGACAUCACAGGACGGUCUGUUGUUGGGUGCAGGUCUGUUCUGAUCAACGAGCAGGCAUUUGUCAUUGUCUCCCAGCUCUUCGAUGGCUCCCUUGUCUACAAAUAUGACCAAACACAGAAUAAGUUCACCAAGUUUCAGGCAGUUGAAAUGCUUAAUGUGUCCAAGCCAAAUGACAUUGAAGUCUUCCAGAUUGGAGAUGACUGGUUCUUCCUUAUUGUGGACAGUUCCAAAGCUGGAAUGACAACUCUGUUUAAAUGGAACGAAACUGGUUUCUACCCAUAUCAGUUCCUUCAUGAGUGGUUUCGUGAUACCGAUGCAGAGUUUUUUGAUUUAGAUGGCAAAUCUUUUCUCAUACUAGUGAGCCGCUCACAGGUUCCUGUUAUCUACCAAUGGAACAAGAGCACCCAGAAGUUCGUUCUCCAUGAUGAGAUAGCAAAUAUGGACGACAUUGUCAGCGUGAAGGCCUUUAGGAUUAAUGAUGUUCUUUACCUUGCCCUCGCCUGCUACAUCGGUGACUCAAAAGUCAUGAAGUGGACCGGCAAACACUUUGAAGAAGUACAAGGCUUCCCUUCACGUGGUGCCACGGUAUUACAGCCCAUCAUGUUCAAAGACCAGCACUAUUUGAUUCUGAGCAGUGAUUAUUCUUUCUCCCAGAUCUUCAGAUGGGAUGAGGAGAACCAGGGUUUUAUCAAGUUCAGGGAUGUGUAUGUUCAAUGGCCACGCUCAUUCACAGCACUGUCCACAGACCAGCGCGAUUUUGUGCUAGCCACCAGUUUCAAAGGCAAAACCAAGGUUUUUGAACAUAUUUCAGUGGAUUAUAGCAAAUGAGGCAUAUGCUAUUGUUCGUUCCACCUGGGCAAAUGCUAAAACAAAACUCUAUUCUUUAAUAUAUAUAUACAUUUAACCUUAAUAUUUAUGAAUGUAAUGUUUUGUCAACAGAAAGGCCGCAACCCAGUGCACAUCUCGAUUCUCUAGUCUUGCAAAAGCUAUUUAUGCAACAUUUUCUAUUAAAGUUUGAAUAAAUAAUGCAUUGCAGCUUAAUUUAUUCAGACAUUGAAAAUACCUGACUGUUUGAUCAUAUCAGGGCACUUUAAAAUAUAUCAGAUUCACCAAAGAUAGGGACUCCAUCCAAAAGACUGAGGACUUAAGGGGAUAGUUCACCCAAAAAUGAAAAUUCUGUCAUUUACUCACCUUCAGGUUGUUCCAAACCUGUAUUAAUUUCAUUUUUCUGCUGAACACAAAAGAAGAUAUUUUGAAGAAUGUCGGUAACCAAAGAGUUAAUGGGCACAUUGACUUCUGUAGUAUUUUUUUUUUUCUUUUUUUUUUUUCUUUUCUCCAUACUAUGGAAGUCAAUGGGGCCCAUCAACUGUUUGGUUACCCAUACACUUACUACAAAAUAUUUUCUUUUGUGUUUAGCUGAAGAAUGAAAUUCAUACAGGUUUGGAACAUUUGACGGUGUGUAAAUGAUGACAGAAUUUUCAUUUUUGGGUGAACUAUCCCUUUAAGCUUGUCAGCUUCAAGCUAAUGUAUCCUAAUGAGCUGGUUUGACUUCAUGCAAGCAUGUUAUUGGUGCUGACUAGUGCUAUUAUUCAGAAGAGACCCUCAAUGUUAUUGCCUUUGAUGAAUGAAAGCCUUAGAUAUGUUUUUUUUACAUAACAGGAUCCUUUUGUCAGUUUUAUUACUGUAGCUGGCCGAGCAAUAUACUGAAUGUACCUUUGAAAAUAUAUUAACGAUAAUAAAUAAAACAGCAUCUUCUAUU